UUCCCUCUCCCAUGCAUCAGUGAUAAGUAAAAUAUUAGAAGAACCUGGGUAGGGAGGAACAUGGACCCCUACAUAAUGGCGAGCUCGACCAGGGUCACUGCGGGGGAGGGAUAUAGCUAUGGAUAUAGCUAUGGAUCCAACUUUGAAGAGAAGUAUGUGUAUGAAGAUGAUGACUGGGAUUCUGAAAAGGACUAUAACAUUAAUGGCAGACUGGUAGAAUGCCUGUCCAAGCUAGCCGACUUGUUACAAAGACAAUAUGUCUGUUUGGACCAGCAAAAUAAUGACAUUUCUGCAGAGUCUGAAAUAAAACCAGAGGAAGAAGUUAAAGAUAGAAACCAAAGCAAAGUAGAUGGACCAUCAGAAAUGGAGAAGGGAACUGAAGUCGAGACAUUGAGUACUGCUAAAGAAGAUCAAUGUAUGAUGGAGUUUGUGAAGGAACAAGUUGUAGGUGAAGAAAAUGAUGGGAAUGAACUGAGCGAGGACAUUAUUUUUGUAAAUGAUCAAGAGGUAGGAAAGAGAACUGAUUUUGAAAAAGGGGAGAAACAUAAAGUGUCUAUCGAGAAAGAUUAUGAACAAGAGCUAGGGAAGAGAACUGAUGAUGAUGAUGACAACAGAUUGAGUGAGAGUAGAAUAGGUGAACUGAAGUAUUAUGAGCAACCUGAUGUAGUUGAAAAGGCUUUAACAGAUGAUGUAAAGAAUACGGAUGAAGGACUUGAUGAUGAUGAUGAUGACCCAGAGUAUGUGGAGAAACAUGGUGUAGGAGACAAACUUACUGAAGUAGAGAUGAAACAAAGUGCAGGUGAGGAGGAAGUUAAAGUUGCAGAGAAUGAAGAACAAAGUGCAAGUGAGGAGGUGCUUAAAGUUGUAGAGAAUGAAGACAAACAAGGUUCAGACACAGAAAAUGUUUAUGAGAAUGCAAAAGAAUGGACAGGUGUAAAAUGGGAAUUUCACAGAGACAGCAAAAAGGUGCAGAGAAAGUCAAUGGCAAAGAAACUAAAAUGGACACUUCGUCCACACUGCAAAUUAAGAUAUGAUUUUUUUUAUAAAUAUUAAGUUAAAGGAUGAGACAUUUGUCUGAGCUGUACUGUAGGUUCGGAAAAAUGAGAUUUAUAGAUAUUUUACACUUGGCUCAGUAUUUGAUAGUCUUGUUUCAAUGUUUUAAGUAAAAUUGCACCAAAUGUUUCAUAAAUUAAAUAUUUAAAUGUGCUUACAGCUAAGGUUAAAACUGAAUUAUAUAAAAUAAGUGACAAUGUUUUUUUUUAAUAAUGGUAAAUUACAACAUGUAGGAAGAUUUCCAAGAUAUAUGUGUUAUGAAAUAAAGAAUACAGUCUAAGGAUAUAACUGAAAUUAAAUUGUUAAUGAUAAGAUUUUAAAUGUACAGUCCAUUAGGAAAGCUGUUUAAACAAUCUGCAUGAUAACUGGACAUUUUUCUUUGUCAAAUUAUCCUGAAAAACAUAAACAUUCAAAUUUAAUUUCAUUAAAGUAAUGACAUGUCUUUCUGCAGCAAUGAAAUGGAUAAUGAACUGAAUUUAUUACCAUUGUUAGUUAAAGUAAUGAGAUUUGAUAGAAUAAUAUUUUAAUUUUUUUUGUAAUUGAAUCAUGACAUAGAUAUUUUGCAUAAGUGUUUAGCUGUUAAAAUUGUAUCUUUGAGCAUUCUGUGGAAUCUUUAUUUCAAAAAAUUAUGUAACCAUAAUUUUUUUUGUGGGAAAAGAAGGAAUAUGUUAAGGUCCACUAAAUG
Lingula anatina is the source of this 1738-nucleotide messenger RNA. RefSeq names its product protein IWS1 homolog. NCBI's taxonomy places the organism in Eukaryota, Metazoa, Brachiopoda, Lingulata, Lingulida, Lingulidae. The record is from RefSeq and is a predicted model, not a curated record.